UAUACCCAAUGGGGGCUUCACAUGUUCUGAUGAAAUUUCAGUGUUUCAUCUUCUUAUGGCUAUGGCGGCAAGUAGGAUCUGCAGAAGCCAUGAAUGCUUUAUUGCCAGUAGCCAAACCUGGUUGUCAAGAUCGAUGCGGGAACAUCAGCAUACCUUUCCCGUUCGGAAUUGGUAAAGGUUGUUUCAUAGGCGAAGACUUCGAAAUAUUAUGCAGCAAUCCCACCAAGCCCAUGUAUGGUCACCUGAAUGUUUCAAACAUAUCAAUACCCGACGGCCACAUGACAAUGAAUGUCUACGUAGCCACCGAUUGCUUCGAUAAGAAAAAGUCAGUCAACGAUAAUUCAUGGGCCCAAUUUCGAAAAUUCACCUUAUCUAAUACAAAAAACAAGUUCAUAACCAUGGGUUGCGACACCUUCGGAUUUCUAGUACUAGGUGAUAAACAGAAUUUCACAGCCCUAGGAUGUCAAUCAGUCUGUAAUACGAUGGAUGAUAUCACUGAAGGGUGCACUGGUAUUGGUUGCUGUGAGGCCUCCAUUCCACCAGGUCUAUCUGUAUACAACACUACGGUUAAAAGCAUGAAUAUACCCCGUAGGGAUUUAGGUUUUAACCCAUGUAGUUAUGCUUUUAUAAUUCAAGAAAGUUCAUUUAAUUUUUCCAAGUCAUAUAUCCAAGAUUUUAAUAAUUAUGGAUCGGAAAUGGUUCCGGUGGUGGUUGAUUGGACUGUUGGGAAUGAAACAUGUGAAGAAGCUAAAAGAAAUCCGACUAGCUAUGCAUGUGGUCCUAACAGUUACUGCAUUCCAGGUAAAAAUGCUCCAGGUUAUCGCUGUAACUGCAAGAGUGGAUAUGAAGGAAAUCCUUACCUUGAUAUUAAUACUGGUGGUCACUGCCAAGAUAUCAAUGAAUGCAAUGACAUAAAGCUGUAUGAAGAGGCAGAGCGGUGUGAAAGACGAGGAAAUAUUUGCAAUAAUACGGAAGGGGGGUUCACUUGUCCUUGUAGAGAGGGAUUCCGUUCGAUAUACGAAAAAAAUGGCAUCUCGGAUUGCAUUCCUCACUCUAACAAGCUUAUUGUUGGUGUUUGCAUAGGCCUAUUUCUUCUACUGGUGACUCUUGUGGCUAGCUUCUGGUCGUAUUGGGGUUACAGGAAAAGAAAGCACAUGCAAGUUAAGGAGGAAUUCUUCAAGAAAAAUGGUGGGUUGGUUUUAAACCGGCUCCUUGACGAACGGGAAGUGGAUAUUGAGGCGAAUCGAAAUGGAAGAGGAGGAAAAAAACAUCAAUCAAUUGCUACAAUCUACACUGAAAAGGAUCUAAGCAAGGCGACUAAUAACUAUCAUGAAAGUCAAAUUCUUGGACGAGGAGGGUUUGGCACGGUGUAUAAAGGCAUCUUGUCUAAUGGAACCGUGGUUGCAAUUAAGAAGACAAAAAUUAUCGAUACAAACCAAAAUGAACAAUUCAUUAAUGAAAUCGCCGUCCUCUCACAAAUCAAUCACAAAAAUGUGGUGCAGCUCCUGGGUUGCUGUCUGGAGAGCGAAGUUCCUUCACUAGUUUAUGAAUAUGUAAUUAACGGGACGCUUCACCAACACUUACAUGAAGGCCGUGAGAACCAGACUGGGUCCUCUACUCUGUCAUGGGAAAGUCGCUUAAGGAUAGCCUUAGAAGUUGCAGGAGCAUUGGCUUACUUGCACGCUGAAGCUUCCAUACCCAUUAUCCACAGAGAUAUUAAGUCUAGUAAUGUACUUCUAGACGAUGAAUACAAAGCAAAAGUUUCAGAUUUCGGUGCUUCAAGGCUAAAUCCUACGGAUCAAGCUCAACUAAGCACAGUAGUUCAAGGAACUUUUGGGUACUUGGACCCAGAAUACAUGUUGUCAAACCAACUAACUGAGAAAAGCGAUGUGUACAGCUUCGGUGUUUUGCUUGUGGAAUUGCUAACAGGUGAAGCAGUAUUUUCUCCAGACAGAGCCGAAGAAGAAAGAAAUUUGGCAAAUUAUUUUCUUUCCUCGAUGAAAACCAACAGGUUGUUUGUAAUUAUCGACAGUAAUUUGGUGAGGUAUGACAAUGAACGGAUAAGUAGCGUACACGGGCACCAACAGAUCCAACAAAUGGCUGAACUCGCGCAAAAGUGCUUAAGAAUGAAAGGAGAGAAUAGACCUACAAUGAAACAAGUAGCCAUGGUAUUGCAUGGAUUAAUGAUGAUAUCUUCUAGCCAACCUAGUGUCUUGGAUGAUGACUAUAUGUUUACGAAUACAACCAAAGAAGAACGCAUGCUCUUUGAAGAAUCAACAAAAUUGUUGUCUUACACUGAUAGCAUUACAACAAUCGGCGAUAGCAGCAAGGGGAUGGUGGCUUUACAAACCGAGGGACGUUAAUGGAUUUAUUAUCCUGCUGCACAUUGAGUAGUACCGUAUUUUUUUAUUUUUGUUUCCUGUUUAGCUUACUAAAAGUUAUUUAUGGUUCUAAGAUUGGAAUAAA
Papaver somniferum (opium poppy) is the source of this 2466-nucleotide messenger RNA. Its product is annotated as wall-associated receptor kinase 2-like. Gene Ontology annotation, biological process: protein phosphorylation; cell surface receptor signaling pathway. Lineage: Eukaryota; Viridiplantae; Streptophyta; Magnoliopsida; Ranunculales; Papaveraceae. Gene Ontology annotation, molecular function: calcium ion binding; protein serine/threonine kinase activity; ATP binding. The transcript has 3 exons. Bases 9 to 2363 code for a protein of 784 amino acids. The record is from RefSeq and is a predicted model, not a curated record. Gene Ontology annotation, cellular component: plasma membrane.